Aspergillus costaricaensis CBS 115574 is the source of this 573-nucleotide messenger RNA. RefSeq lists its product as uncharacterized. Bases 1 to 573 code for a protein of 190 amino acids. The transcript has a single exon. The record is from RefSeq and is a predicted model, not a curated record. Lineage: Eukaryota; Fungi; Ascomycota; Eurotiomycetes; Eurotiales; Aspergillaceae.
AUGACAGGCUCCUCAAACUCCUUUGCGGCUAGUGCUGGUUGGCUAAGCAGCCGGAAAGACACAGAAACGUCGGUAAACAGAGGUGACACCGAACCUGAUACCUCCAGCGACAGCGACAAGGACAUCUUUGUGCCAACUAUCUUGAGGAACCAGCAACGCCAGAGUCAGGAUCCGCACCACGUCAACGAUCUCGCCAGAGACAUAAGCCUGUCUAACGCGUUCCAACGGUCCUCGGGAAACGGGGCAGUCCAAGGCGCGUCAACGACCUCCGGGCAGCAGAAUCAGCACCAGCAAUCCAUCGAUAGUAAUAUUGUGAGUUCCUGGGCCGUUGCCUUCGGAUCUUCAGUACAUGUCCAGGAGGGCCACGCCCAGACGAAUCAGAUCGGAGACUGCCAUUUUGACAAAGGUUGUGACACUUCCGUAUCGACCCGUCCCCCUUAUAAACCAUUUGGCCAGAGAAGAGCGACUCGGCCCAAUUCUAUCAACUUUCGGAAAUCUAUCAGAGGCCGACAGGAUAGCAAUGUUCGUACACAUGAUGCUGAUGGGGACGUUAUCAUGAGGGAUGCUUCUUGA